Cokeromyces recurvatus is the source of this 1092-nucleotide messenger RNA. RefSeq lists its product as uncharacterized. The transcript has 3 exons. NCBI's taxonomy places the organism in Eukaryota, Fungi, Mucoromycota, Mucoromycetes, Mucorales, Mucoraceae. The record is from RefSeq and is a predicted model, not a curated record. The coding region runs from base 71 to 1048 and encodes 325 amino acids.
AGUUACACGAGCAAGUUUAUUCUAUGCUGUAGUGGUUCUAAAAAAAAAAAAAAAAAAAAAAAAAAAUCGAAUGAAGUCUCUUCAUCUGCGGAAGCACUGUAUUCCGAAAAUACACCAAAAAAAGCAGCAAACCACGAUGAUAGUGAGCUGUUAUAGCUCAAAUGUGAUAUUAAAUCAAAAUUUUAUUGCAAAAAUUUAUAUAAAUAGGUCUGCUUUUGCUUUACAAAGUGUUACCGCAUUCCUUGUAGAAAGAAAUAACUUGGAAUUUCUAGUUACCGUCAUUCCUGAAACGCCCUAUCAUGGAAUACAAGUCUGUAUUAAUGUAGAUACCUGUGCUUAUGCAUGUAAGCCAAUGUCCUAUACUUCUCCUAAUCUUUUGGGUUAUUUUCCUGGUGUUUGUCCUAGUGCUUCUAACUUUGUUGAUGCAUCAGUUUGGGCGGAUAGCAAUGAACCUGCUAUCCCUGAAUAUGUAUUGAUUCAAAGCACAAAUGAGAGAGUGCCUUGUGGUUAUGGUGGUCUAUUAUAUAAUAGAGAUGUCUGGUAUUGUCCUCCUCGUCCUCCAGCUACUACUACUACUACCACCGCCGCCGCCACCACCACUACUACUACUACUACUACUGCUGCUGCUGCUUCUACACCUACAUUGACUUGUGCAAACCAUAACAUCUACUAUAACAAACGUAAAGGCAAUGGUCUGUCUGGUGAUUGUUGUAAAGAUCAACGAGAUUGUGUCAAUCAAUGUAUCAGAGGUAAAUGCAAUGGCCCCUCUCAAACAAAUACUUCCUGUACAAACCCUCGUAUCUACUUUGGAAAAGGACGUGGUAAUGCUUAUCAUGGUGAUUGUUGCAAGGAUCAAUCCGACUGUAUUGAUGACUGUAUUAAAGGAAAAUGCAAUGGCCCUCGUAGAGGUGGUAUCAGUACAAGCAAGCCUGCACCAACUUGUCUUACUGGCUAUAAAGGCAAAAAGAAAGGAAAUGGGCCGAAAAAUGCUUGUUGUUUGACUCAAGCUGAUUGUAAAGAAGACUGUGUACGUGGUAAAUGUAAUUAAUAAUCUAAUAAUAAAAUAAUGCCUCCCUCCCCCCAUCCGUAGUA